AAAAUAUAAAUAAAUGUGAUCAUUUGAUUUGAUGAAUUGAAAAUGAAAAAAGGUGAAAACUUCAUUUAAAUAAUUAAAUAAAUAAAAGUUGAAAAUUUUGUUAGUUUAUUCCUUACAGAAAUUGAAGAAAAAAUAUUUUUUACAUUUCUUUAUACAUGAAGAUAAAAGACAAAUAUAGUAUAACUCAUAUGUGAAUAAUUUAACAAACUGUUCCUUUGUAGUCUGUGAUAAUGGUUAGCAAGUUAUGCUCAUGAAAGGCAGUUAGUUCUAUGCAUUGUGUCGAGUCUACUUGUGCAGAGUGGUGGUCAUCAUACUAAGGAAGAUUAUGCUGUGAGAGGCAAAUAACCAAAGGAUGAAGUUCAAAUCUACACUUGGAAAGAUGCCAAUCUUCGUCAAAGAAGUUUCUGUAGCGGCUAGGAGAAGAGACGCGAGAUUAUCUUUUGCGUUUGUUUAUCCUGACAAGAAUGGCCGGUUUAUUGUCAGACAGGUUGGUCAGACGAUGUCUUAUCCAAACCGAAAACAACCAGACGACAGUAAAACACUCGCUGACCUUCAUUUUGAGAUUGGAGAUUAUCUGGAUGUAGCAAUCUACUAGGAGGAGGUUUCUGUUUCUCGUCAAGUGAGAUUUAGGUGUGUCUGUGUUUGUGCACAAGGCAAAGAGCACCUUCAUGGUUGUUCCCAUUUCAAAACUUCAUUCAGACAACAUUUUAUGUCUAAUAUGUGGUGUAAUGAUUUUACUCAGUUUAAACAAGAUUUGACCAAUUUAAAUGAUGUUUUGUCUGAAUGGGUAACCAAAUGUUGGGUUACAUGAUGAAACAUAGACUAUAAAAGUGGAAAUCAAGUGCUUGUCCUUGG
Molecule: messenger RNA, 855 nt
Organism: Brassica napus (rape)
Lineage: Eukaryota; Viridiplantae; Streptophyta; Magnoliopsida; Brassicales; Brassicaceae
Product: histone deacetylase complex subunit SAP18
Exons: 4
Coding region: 353-595 (80 amino acids)
Biological process (GO): negative regulation of DNA-templated transcription
Cellular component (GO): nucleus
Molecular function (GO): transcription corepressor activity; transcription factor binding
Source: RefSeq, a predicted model, not a curated record